CCCAAUAGAUCAGCAGCAUGAAUAUUCACAAUUCACCAAAACGCAUCCUGACUAUGGAUGAGUGAUGUCAGCGCUCCUUGGAACGCUCUACUGUAUUUUUGCGUGAUUUUUCGCCUUCUUCUAAGCCGCAGCUUGGAAAGAGGAGCAUCCUUCCUUCGUCGUGCAUGACCUUUCCCCCUGUCUCCAUCCCACCUCUUCCAUAUGUCACGCUGAGGUGACUUUCAGGCACUUUUGCGCACAGUGUCGGAGCGCCACAAAGAUGUGCACAGAGGACGCAGCAGGCAGGCGGACCGCCCAGGUCGUGCGUGAGGACAUAUGCGGGCAGUCAGGUAGUCUAUCAGAAUGAGUGUCUCUCGUCUGGUUCAGUGGAGUCGCGGCGUUUCUUGUCAUGUGUAGCGGGAUUUCAGGGAUUCAGAUUAGCCCCAGCCUAAUCACUCUCACUAACAGAUGCGGGGAGCGCGGAUGCUGGCUGCGUUCGUUACAAUACACCCUGGAUUUAUCUAAUUCCCCCCACUGUUUCUCAAUGUCAUAAUGGACAGGUUGCACUCAUCCAUGCGUAAAAGGCUCUACAGUUUGCCACAGCACAUUGGACAGAGGGCAUCCAUAAUGGGCGAAGGAGAAGACGCAGACAAGGACACCCGGAGGAAGAGCAUCAGGAUGAAGCCUCUGCCGUCGCCGACCUCUGGGGUGAGCUGCAAAGGCAUCGGGGAGACCAAAAGUGGAGAGUCUGUGAUCAUGGAGACGGACAUGGGGAGACCACUGAAGACCAGCUCAAAUGGGGACUGCCGGAGAUUUAGAGGCAGCCUAUCGUCCAUCACUAGUCGGCAUGUGCACGACUCAGACUCGGCCGAGGCGAGACGCCUCAUCACCGAGGGGGAUGUAACCCCGAGCGAGGAGAGCCCCCCUGGGGCGAUCGGCGACGAGCAGCCGGAUGAAGGUGCACAGGGUGCCAGCGGCGGCGCCCCGGCCGAGUCUCCGGAACAACAGGCGGGUUUUAUAAAGCUGGAAGGCAUUGAUCAGAUUUUACCGGACGACGCUGGAUUAUAUCAAGCCGGGUUCAUCCACAGGCAGCUGGGAGCGAUGCUCCAGCCUGGGGUCAACAAGUUCUCCCUGAGGAUGUUUGGAAGUGAGAAGGCGGUCGAACGGGAACAGGAGCGCGUCAAAUCGGCCGGAUUCUGGAUAAUUCACCCAUACAGCGAUUUUAGGUUUUACUGGGACUUGACCAUGUUACUGCUGAUGGUCGGCAACCUCAUCAUCAUCCCUGUGGGCAUCACCUUUUUCAAGGAUGAGCACACACCCCCCUGGAUCGUUUUUAAUGUCGUCUCAGAUACAUUCUUCCUCAUGGACCUUGUUCUCAACUUCAGGACAGGCAUUGUCAAAGAAGACAACACAGAGAUCAUCCUGGAUCCUCAGGAGAUCAAAAUCAAAUACUUACGGAGCUGGUUUGUGGUGGAUUUCAUAUCCUCCAUCCCUGUGGACUACAUUUUCCUUAUAGUAGAGACGCGCAUUGACUCAGAUUUCUACAAGACAGCACGAGCUUUGAGGAUUGUACGCUUUACAAAGAUCCUCAGUUUGCUACGACUCCUGCGACUGUCUCGACUCAUUCGUUAUAUCCACCAGUGGGAAGAGAUCUUCCACAUGACCUAUGACCUGGCCAGCGCCAUGGUGAGAAUAGUCAACCUCAUCGGUAUGAUGCUUUUGCUGUGCCACUGGGAUGGCUGCCUGCAGUUCCUGGUGCCCAUGCUGCAGGACUUUCCAGCUGACUGCUGGGUCUCCAAAAAUAAGAUGGUGAAUGACACAUGGGGACAGCAGUACUCCUACGCACUUUUCAAAGCUAUGAGCCACAUGCUAUGCAUUGGGUAUGGCAUGUACCCCCCAGUGGGGAUGACGGACGUCUGGCUGACCAUCCUGAGUAUGAUUGUGGGCGCUACGUGUUACGCCAUGUUUGUUGGGCACGCCACUGCACUCAUCCAGUCUCUGGACUCUUCUCGGCGCCAGUACCAAGAGAAGUACAAACAGGUCGAGCAGUACAUGUCCUUCCACAAGCUUCCUGCAGAAAUGAGACAGAGAAUCCACGACUACUACGAGCACCGCUACCAGGGGAAGAUGUUCGAUGAGGAGAGCAUCCUGGGAGAGCUCAAUGAGCCGCUUCGUGAGGAAAUCAUCAACUUCAACUGUCGAAAGCUGGUGGCCUCGAUGCCACUGUUUGCCAAUGCCGACCCCAAUUUUGUGACUUCCAUGCUUACCAAGUUGAGGUUUGAGGUGUUCCAGCCUGGAGAUUACAUCAUCAGGGAGGGAACUAUUGGCAAGAAGAUGUACUUCAUUCAACAUGGGGUUGUGAGUGUCCUCACCAAAGGCAGCAAAGAGACCAAGCUUUCAGAUGGAUCCUACUUUGGGG
Messenger RNA from Cyprinodon tularosa, 2398 nucleotides. Its product is annotated as potassium/sodium hyperpolarization-activated cyclic nucleotide-gated channel 4-like. Gene Ontology annotation, molecular function: voltage-gated potassium channel activity. The annotation marks the transcript as partial. Gene Ontology annotation, biological process: potassium ion transport; transmembrane transport. Lineage: Eukaryota; Metazoa; Chordata; Actinopteri; Cyprinodontiformes; Cyprinodontidae. The transcript has 6 exons. The record is from RefSeq and is a predicted model, not a curated record. Gene Ontology annotation, cellular component: membrane.